AGUUAUGCCCCUUGAAAGUGGAGAUGAUGGCGGCCGUGAGACGACUGCCGGUUGUUGUCGUGUUAGGAGCAACAGGCACCGGUAAAUCAAAGCUUGCCAUCGAACUGGGACAGAAAUUCAAUGGAGAAAUAAUCAGUGCUGAUUCAAUGCAGAUAUAUGAAGGUCUAAACAUCAUCACAAACAAGGUGACUUCAGCUGAACAACACCAGUGUCGGCACCACCUCAUUGGCUACGUCAACCCCUUCACCAACACAUCCAACACUGUUGUCAACUUCAGAGACAGAGCUCUUCCUGUUAUAGAGAAGGUGGCAGCUGAGGGGAAACUCCCCAUCAUUGUGGGCGGCACCAACUACUACAUCGAGAGUCUUCUGUGGAACUUCCUUGUUGACCCGCAGGCCCAAGAUGAAUGUCCUGAGGCCAAGAAGUCAAGAAUGUCCAACUCUGGUCCAGUCAUACAUGAAAGGGAACGUCCACGGUCUCCAGGAGCUGGUGCAACUCCUUCAGGACAACUGACCACAAGUGGUGCUUCAUCCACAAGACCUGGUGCUCCUCAAGUGGCGGAGGCUUCUCUGGGUGGUGAAGUAACUCUGGAAGGCAAAGGGGAGGCAAUUCCGGAGGACAAAGGGGAGAUAACUCUGGAAGGCAGUAGAAAGGCUUCGAUUGACCGAGGAACAGAUCGAGAAGGGGGAUUCAAAGAUAUUGAGAGUUCCGAGCUUCACAGACAAUUGACAUUAGUGGAUCCUGCAACUGCCAAAAAAAUUCAUCCACAUAAUCGCAGGAAAAUUAUCAGAGCGCUGGAAGUGUACGGCCAACAUGGAGUUCCGCUGAGCGACAUCCUGAAGUCCCAGCAUGCAUCAGCAGGAGGUGCGGCGGCUAUCAGCGGACCAGCGAGAUAUGAAAAGACUUGCAUCUUCUGGAUACAGUGUGAUCAGAGAGUGCUGGACGCCCGCCUGGACACCCGUGUGGACGCCAUGAUGGAGCAGGGUCUACUUCAGGAACUCCACGACUUCCACAGCGAGUACAGACACAAUAUGCAGGGGCACUGUGAUUACACUCUGGGAAUGUUUCAAAGCAUUGGCUUCAAGGAAUUUCACAACUACCUGUUGCUCCCUGAGGAUGAGCGAGACACGGUCAAAGGGAGACAACUCAGGGAUGAAGGCCUGGAGCUGCUAAAGUUGGCUACGCGGCAGUACGCUAAACGGCAGGUCAAGUGGAUACGAAACAGGUUCUUAAAACGCCCGGGGCCCGGUGUGCUGCCAGUGUACGGCGUGGACUCCACGGAUGUCAGUCUCUGGGCGGACAAGGUCUUAAAGCCGGCCUGUGACAUACUUACAGCAAUACAAGAGGAUGAGAGUCCAGGUGUCCCCCCUCUGGAGUCGGGAGGGGCUGUGACGGAGCAUGUCUACAACGUGUGCGACGUGUGUGCAGGGCGUGUGUUCACAACCUUGCUGGAGUGGGAAGCUCACACAAGCAGUCGGAAGCACAAGCGGGCACUCAGUAAACAGCGGAAACAGAUGCGGAGAGCUGCCAUGCUUAACAGUGACAAAGCCUCUGAAUCAACAGAAUGAGGCGAGGGAUAUAACCUGAUGAUACCAGGAGUGAAAGAGGACAUCUGCCCCCUGUGUCAGCGAGCGUGUCAUAGACCCCCCAGUCAGCUGAGAGUGACAGCGUGACAGCUCAGUCAGGUGACCGAUCAGCAAGUGUAGUUCUGGGAGUGGCCCCUAUGGGGGUAGGGGAGGGGUCCUGUAGAGGUGGUUGAGGGGUCCCUCAGAAGAGGGCUUGGAGGAGGGGUCUUGUAGAGGUGGAGAAAUCUUCUAGAGGGAGGGAGUGGUUGAGGGGUCCCUAGGGAGAGGGCUUGUAGGACGGGUCCUGUAGAGGUGGUUAUGAGGUCCCUCAGAAGGGGGCUUGUAGGAGGGGUCCUGUAGAGGUGGCAAGGGCUUCUUUGGAGGGGCCUUGGAGGAGGGGUCCUGUAGAGGUGGCGAGGGUUUCUUGGGAGGGGUCCUGUAGAGGUGGCGAGGGCUUCUUGGGAGGGGGCUUGGAGGAGGGGGCCUGUAAAGGUGGCGAAGUCUUCUUGGGAGAGUGGGAAGGUG
Haliotis rufescens (red abalone) is the source of this 2090-nucleotide messenger RNA. Its product is annotated as tRNA dimethylallyltransferase-like. The record is from RefSeq and is a predicted model, not a curated record. Gene Ontology annotation, molecular function: tRNA dimethylallyltransferase activity. Gene Ontology annotation, cellular component: mitochondrion. The transcript has 13 exons. Gene Ontology annotation, biological process: tRNA modification. The coding region runs from base 24 to 1568 and encodes 514 amino acids. Lineage: Eukaryota; Metazoa; Mollusca; Gastropoda; Lepetellida; Haliotidae.